UGGCGCCGUGUCAUGGCAGCCCUCCCCCGGUCGGGGGGGAGGUAGCGCGGGCUUUUCAGCGAAUCGCGCCACGAUUGCCCCCCCAUCCCGACCUUCUCCUCCCACGGGGAUGAGUGGUCACGCGGGAAUUCAUCGGACCAUCUCUCCCAUUGGCGCUUCGUCGUCUUCUCCGUCGGGCUGCUCGUCCUCGUCCGCUUCGAGAGGAAGUGCGAUGGGCUUAGCCGCGAACGCCUUCGCCUUCCCGGCGCCUGCAGCUUCGGUUCAAGCAGGGUACCUAGCAUCAUCUGCAGCUUUUUCCGUUCAUCAGACGUCGCAAUCAAUGUCCUAUGCGAUGUCUUCUGCACCACGGCGAGCUCUUUCCUCGACAACACCGAGUUAUCAGCUGUCAUCCCCCAACGACUCGGGGCUGUUUAGCAAUCUACUUACCGCCUCGUGGGCGCUAUCCUCGUCUGCUUCUUCCUCGUCUUCUGCCUCGUCUUCUUCCUCGUCUUCGUCGUCGUCUUCUUCCUCCUCCUCGUCGUCAGGUGCGUUAUCGUCAUCGUUAUUAUUGUCAUCCUCCUCAUCUUCGUCAUUGUCAACAGGAGCGUCGUCGUCAUCGGCGUGUUCGAGCGCGAUGCUUGGGAAGGGGGCAGCAGCAGCAGCAGCAGCAGCAGCAGGAGGAGGAGGAGGAGGAGGAGGAGGAGGCAUGGUAACUGGGGGACCAGCGUUGGGCGAGAAAUGCUCGAGUGAAUGGGGGAUGAAUGUGCAAACCCAAUCAAGCGUCGCGGGAGGGGGGGCGCGCACCUUGUCGCCGCCAAUUCCGCUGCCAACUCCGCCGCCGCCAUCACAGCUCUUCCUCUCUGUGGCAGGGGAGGGAGGCGAGCUGUCGCCCGUCGCGGGGUUGGCGGCAUCACUUGGCAGAGCUGCUUCGCCGUUUUCCGUGGCUGAGUCGUGUUCUACUGGAUCUCUCUCGUCUGGCGUUGCAGUGGAUCUCGAUCCGUCUGGGUCCAGCGGCCAUCACUCGGGAGCGGAUGGCGACGUGUUCUCGAUGCUUAUGCAGCCCACGGGAAGCGGAAGGGCGCGUUCUCCUCCUCCUCCUUCUCCUCCCCCUGCUACUCUCUCCUCCUCUCCUCCCGUUUUUCAUUCUUCGCCUCCUCUUUUCCCGCCUACGACUUCGCUUCUGAAUACCUCCUCCUCUUCUCCGGCUCCCCUUCCGCCCAUCGCUUCUCCUCCUCCUCCUCCUUAUCCGACUCGUCCUGCCGUCGCAGCGAGACACCAGGGCGAGGUACCUGCCGGCGGCGGCCAUAGCUCAUCACUGUAUGUUCCCAGCCAACCCACGACCGAGUGGGAGACUUUCACCGACACCGAUGGUGCGGCCGUUGGGCAACAUCAACAGCAGCAGCAGCAGCAGCAGCAGCAGCAGCGAGUGUGGGAUGCUUCUAGUGGGAGAGGAAGAGGGGGGCGGGUAUGUAGUCAGCGAUCGGUGGGGGCGAGGAGCGUGAGAGGGGGCCCUCGUGAAACAACUCGUGAAACGACUCGUGAAGCAGCGAGUGCGGGAGCUGCGGUCGGGGGUCCAUCGAUGGUUAGGAAGGGGUCCACCAGGGGGGGGGGGGUGAGGGAUUCGUUGGACACGUCGAGGCCGGUUCCACUGGAAGUUCGUGUCCCACCGUUGAGGAAGCUGCAGGGGGGAGGAGGAGGAGGAGGAGGAGGUGGAGGAGGAGGAGCAGGAGGAGGAGGAGAGCAGUCGGUGAGAGCAAUGGUGUGCUUGGGGUCGACAGUGUGGGUGGCAAUGGACAUAGGAAUUUUGGUAUGGGACAUAAGGGAGGCGUUUGAGGAGAGAUCGGAUGAGAGAGAUGGGAGUAGUUGUGGGAGUGGUGGGGAGGAGGGAUCAGCGCCGAGCAUUCUGGUGCCUAUACACGGAUCCAAGGCGUUGUGCUUGGCGGCCGAUCCGGUCAAAGGUCUUGUUUUUAGUGGUCACAAAGAUGGAAAGGUGAGAGUGUGGUCGGUUGAGAAGCUGAGGCAAUCUAGACGACAAAGAUCGGGAGACUUCUUCGAGGACUCGCUUCAGUGGAAUGCCAGAUCCAAGGUCGAUGUCACGGCCUUAGUCAUCUCGUCUUACGGUGAUUUAUGGGUUGGCUUUGAGAAUGGCUCAAUUAGAGUCUGGAAAUGGGACAGCAUUCGGAGGGGAAUUGAGGACAGGUGUAUGUCAGCAGAUGGUGUAGAUCUGCCGAAGGGUGGUGGUGCUGGGCUGUCCUCCACGGCGCAUAGUGAGAUACGCUAUCUUGUUUCUGACAGAGUGAAUGGGCGGGUAUGGAGCGCAGGGACCUGUUCGAUUGCUGUUUGGGAUGCGCGGAGCCUCGAGCUUUUGAACCACAGUUUGUCUGUAUUAGACAAGGCUGAAGGUGUGGGAUAUCGGUCUCCAGGUCGCGAGACUUCGCCUGUUCGAGGUGAAGCUGGGCAUGAGAGGGAGUUCGCAAAACUUCCGAAGAAAGAGAAAAAGGAGGGAUGGACAGGGGUGUCCUUUCUUGUAAAAGGUGUAAUGGGUGCAGCAGAUGUGGUGAAGAAGGUGGUAUCGGUUGGUGGAGGUGGGAACACUUCGGCGGAUGAGAAGAAGCUUGGGGCGUUAGUGCCUGGUGUUGAUGGGCUGUUGUGGGUGGGUUUUGCAGAUGGAAAGCUAGUUCAGUGGGACAAAACGAUGUCAAAUAAGACUGAUGCGAGCCAGCAUACUUCGAGCAUUCGUUGUAUGUGCAUUACCGGCUCGCAGUUGUGGGUGGGGUUCGCUGAUGGUAGUGUAGCUGUGCAGCUUGGUGAUGGGAGGUGGCAGAAAUGGAAGGCGCACAAAGCAGAGCUCUUCAGGAUGGAAGUUACGGGUGACCAUGUGUUCACAUUGGCAGUUGAUGGGAGCAUUCGAGGAUGGCAUGUUAAUAGUGCUGGGCCGCUCAAGGACAUGUUGCACAGGGCGUUGAAGGAAAGGUCCGAACUGUAUACAGUUCGACGCCGCCUAUGUUUCUGGGUUGCAACAUGGAAUGUGAAUCAGCAAAAACCGAAGUCUUCUAAUCUGCACAGGUGGUUGGGGGAAGCAGGUCACAAGGCAGACGUUCUGAUUGUUGGACUUCAAGAGAUGGAAUCUGGGGCUGGGACACUGGCAGUGGCUGGUGCAAAAGAGAUGGUUGGGAUGGGCCUGCACGAGAGGUAUAGUAACAGUGCAACUGCAUGGAUGAGUGCUAUUCAGGAGAUCCUAGGCAAAGAGUGGGAGAAGCAGGGAUCAAGGCAGUUAGCUGGCAUGCUUGUCUGUGUGUGGAGCAGAGAGGAAUUGGGUCAUUUCAUCGGAGAAGUGGAGACUGGUGCUGUAUCAUGUGGCUUUGGACGUGCUCUUGGAAACAAGGGCGCAGUUGGUGUACGAGCAACGGUGCUGAGAAGAUCCGUGUGCUUUCUCAGCUGUCAUCUGGCUGCGCACACAGAAAACAUGGCACGGCGGAAUGAAGAUUUCUUGCACAUAUGGCAAAGAAUGACUUUUGGCAACAAGGGUGGCAUGGUCGUUACUGCUGCAUCGAAUGCAGCAAAUGCAGCCGUUUCCGGCAUCACAAACAUUCUGAAGGGCUCGGGGAGCGGGAAGGGAAACUCCAUGAACCCUUACGACCUGGAUUCAGAGGUUGACGAACGAGAACAUCAGGAAGGCUUGGGCAGUGCAGAAACUUCUUCUCAGCCCACUCAGGACCUUGCGGAAGCGGACUUGCUGAUUUGGACAGGCGAUUUCAAUUACCGUCUUGACAACGUCAGUUAUGAAGUCGCAGUGGAGUGCGCCAAACAAGGCAAAUUUGCAGAACUGCGAAAACAUGACCAGCUGAGAAUGGUGAUGUCACAAGGCGGCUCAGGCCGGGUGUUUCAGGGAAUGAGAGAGGGCGAGCUGUCUUUUCCGCCGACAUACAAAUUCGAUAAAGGAGUGGCUCUUCACCUGGCAUAUGACUCAAGUGAGAAACAGAGGGUACCUGCAUGGUGUGACCGAGUGCUAUUCAGAGACAGUUAUGGGGAUGAGGAGUUUCCAAGUUUUCCAGCAGAUGUGCCACAAGGCAAGAGAACCGCUCUUGGCCACCCAGUCCAUGUCAGAGUGGAAAGGUAUGGCACUUGCCUGGACAUCUAUGAGAGUGAUCACAAGCCUGUCUAUGCUGUGCUGGAUGUCGAGCUAGCCAUUGUAAAUGAAAGGCGAAGACGAUACGAGUAUAAUCAUGUCAUGCAUACAAAUGAGCGCAUUGUCAGUGAUCUCCAAGCAGCUACGCGUGCUGUAAAGGCUUCAGUUGGUCCUCACCGUGUUUUGUUGGGUAGCUACUCUGUACAGGUUGUCAGUGUGACCAAUCUCAAUGAGAAGGAGCCAAUCGUUUUCGCCGUAACAGCUGAGGGAAUCCCCAUAACUGGUAAAUGUGAAUGUGGAUGUGAGCAUGGCAAGUUGUCCUCAGGGCCACUUGACAUAGAGGGGAGAGGUGCAGGGGGGUUUCCGCACUGGCUUCAGGUCACACCAGCUGCAGCUGAGAUCCCUCCAGGGGAGUCUGUCGAUGUGGAGUUGCAAGCUAGCGAUUGUGAGGAGGAUUCUGAAAAAGGUGUCGUGCUUCUCUUCAGUGUGAGGUCCGUGACAGGCAUGCCUGGAGAUGCAGAUCACCGGGUUUGUGUUUGCUUUGGAAAGAGCGGUUUAAGAUGGGACUCCCCAGUACAGAGACAGCCCUCAAGAAGAGGGUCACGAACCGACACUCAUCAUGAUUUCGCAUCACCAAACGGGACCGCCAAGAGCAGAAGCAGCCAGGGCCCAAGUCCUACAGCGGCAUCGGGUUCAGUUUGGGACAUGCUCUCAACCACACAGACUUCACAGGUCCCUGACACCACCACCACCACCACCUCCAUCCCCAAAAAGAUUCCUCCCAUUCCUCGCGCGUCAACCUCUCAGUCUUCCCCGCAAGUUACAGAUCUUCUUGGAUUGGAGGCUGAUCAACCUUGUCCGCAACCAAAUCCUCAGGUUGGAAAUUUGCUUCCCUUGAACAACGGCUGGGCUGCUCAAACACACGCGACUGAAAAAUGGGAAGAAUUCAAGAGCUGAAGCCCCAGGUUUACACACAGACGCAUCAAACGUUCCUGCCGAAAUCCUUGGUUCGAACUCUCUGUAGCCUGCUGGAUCUCUGAGGAAGCGCUCCUUUUUUUCCCCUGUGUUGUUCAUUUGACUGGAUCUUGUUGGCGUAGUAAACAUCCAGACCGAAGGCAUCGGCGUUCCUGUGGCAGGCUACCAGAUGCAGAAUGUGGCACGGGUUGCGUGCCCCCCGGGAUCACCAAAUGAAAUUAAGUAGGUUUUACCGCCGCGAAGACUCCAUCUGUGUUGAUUCACAUGUGUGAAACCAGAACAUGAAGCGCUUGCUACAGUAGCGGCACGACACGUCGUUCUGGGGCUGCUAAUGUCAUGCAGGAUCAGUCGCGACCAACCGCAGUAAAUUGUUGGCGAGGUACGUGUAAGUGUUGAUAUGGAAUCUGGCAUGGCACAUCAUUGCCUGCCAGAUAUUCCAAUGCACGAUCGGUCGCCUUAACUCCAGUAAAUGUUUGGCGGGGUGUGUGUAAACGUCGAUACAUUGUCAAGUUCAUUAAGGCUUAGUGCUGUCAACCAUCUAAUGGAGCCUGCGGCGUUCUGACUGCGGUGGGAAGACUUCAAAUGCAAGUCUUCAGAGUUAUUUAUCAGGUUAGUCGCCUUUUCCGUUCACAGGUCUGCCACGUAGCCUAGGAGCUAUCAGAGUUUGUCAGUUGAUGAGAGAUUGUGUGCUGACUGUAUGAGAAUGAUGUCCUGUGUAUGCACCACGCUCUAUCUAAGGUGACUGCAGGCACAAUGUUAUGACCCACUUCCGGUCGCUUACGUAAACAGAGUGUGUUGUGUUGUUGGUUCAUUUAUUCCUUUCUAGCAUAUGUUGCUGCCAUUCCCAACUCCGAAAAAGGCCGCCCACAUACGAUAUGAUUAUGUUAUCCUAUAUUUAUUCCCUGCCAUGAAUUGGAUGGGAUCCAUUUGUAGAUGGCGAAUCAAUAAGUGGGAACUGGCCCUUGAUUUUGGCGUUAGAGUCGAGGAGCAAAUGUGAUGGAGGAACAAGCAUCUACUGCAGCUACCGGCAAUGGCCAAAGUGCAGAUUGCUUUGGCCAGGUCGAUUGGAUUUAAUCUUUUCUCACUCUUGCUCUCUCUUGGCUUUACAUCAGGCCAGCAGAAGAGGGGAGAGUUUUGGGAAGCGGGAGAGUCGUGCAUUGCAAUUUGGAGUUUUUUCAAUAUGAGAAGUGUGGGUGGCGAUGUGAAUAGCUCACAGCCAACUCCAUUUUGUGCUCUUCGCCCGGAAUUCUGUCAUUUUGUGGCAAUGUUAUUUCCGGCGAAUUUUCCGCCAUUCCAGGAACUUUUUUUCCCUGAGAAUGGGACGGGGACGGUUGAUUAGGAAAGUCGCUUACUUUCCGUUAUGCAGAUGUGAUGAGAAGGAUGUUGUGAAAAGCCUACGCUGUUUUGCUUUCACACCAUUUCUGUGUCCUUGAACGAACAGUAGUACAUGAUUUAGCGGCAUGGUCCGUGCGACCACAUCUCGUUAGCAGCAGUGGCCACACCCCAGUAAGGUGUGAAGGGUGAUGUAGCAGACAUUGAGUCAAUCCUGUUUGGCACUCCUGUUCUCAGUCCAUCGACACUACAAAGUGUCCAAGACUGAUUUUUAGGACCCUGGAAAUGGGUUCCAGUGUCUCCCUGAAGCGAGGGUUUUAUUUUUAGACUUCCCUGCUUUGCUUGUUGUUUUGGAUGUGUCACUUGACCCAUCCAGUCCCUGUUUUCUUCGCUUGCUUCCAUGCUGAACCCAUCUUGCCACAACUUACAGAUGUUGCUGAGUGAGGAGUUUUUUUUUUUUUAGAGAGCAUUUUGCUCUUCCCUCUUCUCUUCCUUGGUAAUCUCGAUGUGCAUCGGUUCUCGUGACUUCCUCGCUCCUUGCUCGUAUCAUCGUAUGUUUGUUUGUUUGGGUUUCUCAGGGAUGUUGCGCAUGCCUUGGGUGGCCCUGAAUAAUACAUGGUGUAAAUGCUACUUCCUCUUCUCAGGCGCUGUAGUCGUUCGCGCCUCGGUCACGUGUUUCGAAUCCGGCUCUUUGUGAUGGAAACUUGCUUGCAUUUCCAAGUAUUGUCUCUAGGUUGGGGUCUGCUGUGAGCCUCUGCUUCCUCCGUGGUCGUCUCUUUCAGAAAGAGAGGGCAACAGUGCUUCGCAAUCUGGAGCUAUCGUCGCAUGCCGACACUUUCAUUUGCGCCGAUUACUUGCCGUAUGCUUGAUGUUUGUCCCUCUUUUCCUCCUCUUCAGGAUCUGUUUGCCUUGAUCUCACCGCCCUUCUAGCCCUGCCUUUUGGUUUUCUUGUCCGUUCUUUCCCUUUCUAUUUUAGUCGUCGUAUUUGCCUCCUUGCCCCUUCUUUGUCCACUUUCUGGAGGAUCUUAAACCACCAGUUCACCUGAGUCUAAGUUGAUCUCACCCCAGUAUGCACGGUAAGAUCUUUCUGAUUUGGGCUUGGGCCAAAAAAAAAAAAGAAGAAGAUUCGGGCUUGGGCCGGCAGUGAAGGAAGAAGGCCACUAUGAAAAGUCCGAGUUGGAGGCUCGUGCGCCUUGGAAGAUACCAUCGAACUUAGGUUUGUGUGAACUGGUGUUUUAACUUUUAACCAUGUAUGCGUAUAAUGAGGUGUGUUAUCAACUUAGCACCCACCCAUCAUGCUUUCUAUGCUUUGUUUCUUUUUUUUCUGUACUGUUUAUAAAGGAAAACCCGGGUCUUGCAUGACGUCCCUUUAUGUCCCGGGUUACGGUGUCGGGAAAACACAAUUACUUUUUGGAGAGGAGCGGGGGGGGGAGGGGGGUACUGGGAAAAGGGUGGGGGACAAGGGCCGGGCGGAGGGGAGGCUGGGAAAAGGCCGGGGGGACGAGGAGCGGGCCCAAUGAAAUGCAAUCCUCUCU
Chara braunii is the source of this 7950-nucleotide messenger RNA. The record is from the annotation of a GenBank genome assembly. Lineage: Eukaryota; Viridiplantae; Streptophyta; Charophyceae; Charales; Characeae.